AUUGUUCAUUCGCGCACAUCUGUAGCUCAUUUCACUUGAGUUGUUUGAGGGAGGAUGUUCAGAUUGUCUCAAUUAGCGAUAGGGUCAUUUUGUGCGAUCAAGAUGUAUAUUGUGUGUUUGCUGUUACUUCUAGCAUCACUGGUGGAUGGAAAUAAACAGCUGACCAUCCAGGAAGUAUUGGAACGAGUACACCGUACCCCGCCGGCAUUGGCUAAUGUCGUAGCUAGAGCGACAAAUGAAGUGCAUCUAUCAAAAAAUGGAAUGUCCAGCAGAAGAAUGAUAGUUGGUGGCGAAGAGACAACCAUCGAGGCUUAUCCAUAUCAAGUUGCUAUAUUAUAUCUUAACCAACAGUUUUGCGGUGGUUCUAUAAUAUCCGAUUCAUGGGUGCUUACAGCAGCUCACUGUUUAGAUUUUUAUCCUAAAAAUGUCGAUAUAUCUAUUCGCUCUGGAAGCUCUUCUAGAUCAAGGGGAGGAAGUAUUCAUCCCAUACACUACUAUCAUAUCCACGAGGAGUACAGCCCUACAGAUUAUCCACGUGAUGUGGCAACAAUACGAGUUAGAUAUCCUUUCAGUGCAGUUACAAGCCAAAUCGUUCCGCUUGCCAGCAGAGAAUGGAUCAGCGGGAAUGUUACAGUUACAGGAUGGGGUAAGAACUCCGAAGGAAAAAUUCCUGACGUUUUGGCAAAGGUAGUGCUCCCUGUAGUGAAUCGAGUAACUUGUAACACCUCGUGGGAUGGACUCAUAACUGACGAUAUGAUUUGUGCCGGCGAUAUGGGAAGUGAUUCGUGUGAUGGAGAUAGCGGCGGACCUGCUGUUCAAAAUGGUAUCCAGUACGGCAUUGUAUCUUGGGGUGGAACAAUUUGUGGCACAGCUUUGCCCGGAGUUUAUACAAACAUAGCUCACCCAGCAAUCAGAAAUUUUAUCGAACAAACCACUAUGGUAUAAAAUAUAUCAAUUAAGAAAAUGUGAGGAAAAUUAACUAAUUUGUAA
Molecule: messenger RNA, 990 nt
Organism: Aedes aegypti (yellow fever mosquito)
Lineage: Eukaryota; Metazoa; Arthropoda; Insecta; Diptera; Culicidae
Product: trypsin
Exons: 4
Coding region: 55-945 (296 amino acids)
Biological process (GO): proteolysis
Molecular function (GO): serine-type endopeptidase activity
Source: RefSeq, a predicted model, not a curated record